Messenger RNA from Funneliformis geosporum, 630 nucleotides. The record is from the annotation of a GenBank genome assembly. NCBI's taxonomy places the organism in Eukaryota, Fungi, Glomeromycota, Glomeromycetes, Glomerales, Glomeraceae.
AUGUUUCAUAAAAAUAAAGAUAAAAGGGUCUCUGACAAGCAUUUGACCUAUGAUCUGAAUUUAGAAAGAGCAAAUUUUAGUGAAUGUUUAACACAUAAUAUGAAUUUAGAAGGAAUAAAAGAAGUCAAACAAAAUUCUGUUACUUCAAAGAAUCAAAAUAAAGGUAUUCAUCAAACUGUUAUUAAGCGAUAUUAUCUUCCGCACCAAACUUUUUUUAUUCAAGAAGAAAACAAUCAGCAUACUUGUUCAGAUAAUCUAAAAGAGGAUAUUGGAAGACGAGAUACAGAAAGUUUUCCUAUGACAAAUCAAUCAAGAACUGAUAAUGUUAUAGAAUUGAAAGUAAAAAAACCUAAUAUUCACUUGCUGAAUAAUCUAUUUUCCUUUAAUGAUAGGAAGAAAACUGUCAUGAGUACUUCUGUAGUGACAAUAUCAGCAGAAAACUUGCCUACAGGAAAUAACGAUUUGAAAUGGCAGAUUUAUGGUUUACAAAAACAAAAUGAUCAAUUAAAGUGUCAAAAUCAAGAAUUCGCUAAUAAAGUAGAAACAUUGAAGAUAAAAAUCAAGAGUUUAGAAGAUGAAAACCAGAUGUUAAUUGCUAUAAAUAAAGCAAACAUUCAAGAAAAUGAAUAA